CUUGGGUUAGUUUAGUUUACAAAUACACAGGAUGCGGAGCUAGUGCCGGAAAUUAGUGAUUGUAGCAGGAUAAUGUACAUAAUUCGAUGGCGAUGAGUUGGACACCGGCCAGAGAUAGGGAGAAGUAUGGCGUAGCCAUCUAUAACUUCAGUGGCAUUAAUGACUCCUGUAUAAAACUUAAUGUUGGUGAUACUGUUCAAAUUUUGGAGGAGUUGGGAGGCUGGUACUUCGGAUACGCCCACUACAACAAGGCACUCCGAGGUGUAUUCCCCAAGUCUUUCAUACAGAUUCGAGAUUGUGUUGUUGACAAAACUGGCCCAGUUGAGGUAGUUACUGCUCGUCUCCCACACAUUGUUCAGGAAGUCACUGCUGUGCUACGAGAAUGGGGGGUUUUGUUACGAAAGCUUUAUUUGGAGAGAAGCAAGGACUUCACCCUUUUACGGGAUACUAUGAAAGAGCUGAUAGCCCUCCGCAGCAGGAUCCUAUCUGGCCAGUUGCCUGGGGAUGAACUCAAACAACUCAAGUACCGAAUUACACAUGGAAUUGAUCAAGUUAAUGCGCAGCUGGGGCUUGAUUUAGUAGUUCGAGAUGAAAGUGGAAACAUCCUCAAACAUGACAUUACCUCUGCGGUCAAGCUCUUCCGACACCAUGAUGAAGCUGCAGAGCGGCUUCGUAAGAAUGAAUCGUCUAAUACAAGAGUGCCAUCUGUGAGACGAAAACCACACUUAGCAUGGACUGCUCAUGUGUCAAUUAAAAAUAUUAUCAUUAAAGUUCCUGAACCUUCCGAGAUCUCACUUGGGUUAUACACUGGUGAUCCUCGGGAAGGCAGAGAAAAGCCACUCACUGAAGCAUUUGUCAUUCCAUGGACCGAUGAUGGAUAUAAUGGUCAUCCAGAUCUGCUUCUCAAGUUGCAAUGUCUUUUUACGGAUUUAAGCACAGCAGCUUUAGAUGAAAAUAAUCUGUGGUUGAUAGGUUCGGUUAUUCGUCUGGGGUCAAUGGCCAGUAAAGAAGUAGAUCCUCGUAGAAUCUCAUCAGUAUCAGGAAAGAAAAUUACUUCUAAUGAUUCAAUGAGAAGGCCUUUUGGUAUUGUUAUGCUGGAUAUGACAAAUAUCAUCAAGCAACAAAGAAGCAGUACUAGGUCGACUAAUGAUGGACAAGAAGAAGCCCAGUUCUUCGCUGUAUUCAACCCGUGAGUUUUGUUACACAUUCUU
Messenger RNA from Cherax quadricarinatus, 1211 nucleotides. NCBI's taxonomy places the organism in Eukaryota, Metazoa, Arthropoda, Malacostraca, Decapoda, Parastacidae. The record is from RefSeq and is a predicted model, not a curated record.